This is a messenger RNA of Acromyrmex echinatior (Panamanian leafcutter ant), 1242 nucleotides long. RefSeq names its product calcyclin-binding protein. Gene Ontology annotation, cellular component: nucleus. Lineage: Eukaryota; Metazoa; Arthropoda; Insecta; Hymenoptera; Formicidae. Gene Ontology annotation, molecular function: tubulin binding; S100 protein binding; ubiquitin protein ligase binding. Gene Ontology annotation, biological process: heart development. The record is from RefSeq and is a predicted model, not a curated record.
GCUCGUUAGAAUGAGUAGGAACUAUAGUAGGAACAUGUUCAAGCAUGUGUAGUAUGCGACGCGACAAAUCUUCUGUGUACGUAGAACGUCCAGAAUCAGUGCAACUCACGUGAUAAAGAAUCUGUUGCUAUAUUUUCUGUAUAGUUCUUUUCCCUCCAACUCUUUAGUUAUACUCUUUAAUUAUAUAUCUAUUUCAUAUCAAGUGCAAAACGUGUAGAACAGUGCAACUACAGAGAACAGACUCGAAGCAUCCGAGUGUUAUAUAUCUUUUCCUUAAUAACCUCAACAGAGGCAACAAAGAAAAUUCUAGAAGAUUCAGACAGUCAGGUCAGUCCAUCCUGCUCAAUCCGGGUCCAUUCUGAUUCGUUCUGCAGUCCCUUGCGUUUUGCUGGAAAGUGAAUUUCUAGAUCUAUCGAUCCUUUAACAUCUAUUUUACCUUGGUGACGUGAUAUUGUAAAAUCUAGCAACAAUGGCAACAAAAAUCGACGAGAUAAAAUUAGAUAUUGCAGAACUCAACAACUUACUCAAGCAAGCUAAUAGACAGCGCAUCAAAGAUGUAUUAACGCUGGAAAUCAGGAAACUGCAAACGCAGAUAGAAACAGCAAAAUUACUGGAACAGAAGAAUUCAUCUACGACAACUUCUUCGCUCAAUACUGCCCAAAAAUGCUACGAAGUGAAACUGAACAAUUACGGAUGGGACCAGACGAAUACGACAAUGAAGAUUUAUAUAACAUUAAGCAAUGUUCAUCAGUUGCCCAAGGAGGCUAUUGUCUGUAAUUUUACAGAAAAAUCUCUGGAUCUACGCAUAUUCGGAUUAGAUAAUAAAAAUUAUCACUUACCGAUUAACAAUCUGUGUGCGGAGAUCGAUAUUGAGAAGAGUAACUUUAAAGUAAAAACCGAUAUGAUCGUCGUGUCACUCGCAAAAAAGAUUGCCAAAGAGUGGUCGCAUGUUACAUUGGUAGAGAAGAGAAUUAAGGACGCGAAAUCGCCAUCCAUGCCUGAGCUAGGUGAGGACACCGAUCCUAGCGCCAGCCUAAUGAAUCUUAUGAAAAAAAUGUAUCAGGAUGGCGAUGAUGAAACGAAGAAAACCAUAGCGAAGGCAUGGACUGAGAGCCAGGAGAAACAAAGAAAUGGCGCAAGUUUAGAUUUGUAAUUUCGGUAUCAAUCUAAUCUAGAUUUAUCUAUUUCUUUUUUGAUACGUUAAAAAGUGUAAUAUAAAUUAUAAAGAACAAUGCUCUCAAG